AUGGUCAGCAACGCUGAACUUUCUUCAAAGUUUGAGUCUUUUUCAAAGAAUUUUGGGACGUUUUGGAAACAAUUCAAAGAAUACAAACAGAAGGUUGGAUCAAUGGGAGCCACAUUGGAGAAGGCUGUGUCAAUGGAAUCGACCUUGGAUGAGAUAAAGAUUGCACUAAAGAAUUUAACAACUAGUGACAAGGGGAAAAUUUUUGCUGAAACUGCACCUAGUCAAGCUGUUGAUCAUCUGAAUCCGUCCUCUACUCCAGCUACCAUGCAGCCACAUGUUGCAUCUACAAGUCUCCUUUAA
Molecule: messenger RNA, 300 nt
Organism: Dovyalis caffra
Lineage: Eukaryota; Viridiplantae; Streptophyta; Magnoliopsida; Malpighiales; Salicaceae
Source: the annotation of a GenBank genome assembly